UAAUGGAGGAGGAGGCGAGGGCCGAGGAGGAGCAGAGGUAAACACAAACAGCCAAGCCGCCGUGAACCUUCACCUAAAACACUAAUAUAAAGAAGAAUACAAGGAGAAGAAGAACCCCGGAGCUCUAUAACAGUCUCCUUUCAUCCAGCUCCUCAGAAUCAAGGCCUAAAAACACAAAACUCAGCCCCAGGAACACUGCAGAGGAGGAGGACUGCCCCCUCGUCGCCGCGGGCCGGACAGAUGAGCAGAAAGAGAAAUUGUACUGGAUAACUCCUCCCGCGUAACUGAGUGCAACGAUGAAGGUAGGCUGCCACCACCCCACAAUGAGGGUCGAAACCCCCUGCUCAAUGGAGAGAGAGUGGAGAGAAGCAGCUGUUGCAGUUUGAGGAGUGUCACCGUCGAGGAGAAUUGGGUCGCAGUUUUUCCCACCUGUCCCUGGCUCUCCUCCUGUGCCCUAACCUCAAGAACUCGUACUAUUCUACUUACCUGGAAAUAUUUGAGAAAUGGAGCAAAAAUGUUGAAGAAAACCAAGGCUUGUCAAAGGUGAUGACCUUAUUUGAGGUUGCCCUGAAACAUUACCCACAGUCCUCUGACCUGCACCACCUUUUGGCUGGGACACUAUACAGGUACUGAAGGAGCAGUGUCAUAGCUGUUUACUCUUACAUUGCAGCUAAAUUCACAGUAUACCACAUAGUUUUGUGUGUAAUGAAGCAUCAUCAGUUUUAGGUAAACCUUGUUGAUUUAUUUUAUUUAUUUAUUUUUUGUAAUCAUCUUUAGGCAUGUCAUUUGGUCACUAACAUUAGUAAAGAUAGUAACAGUGGGAGGCAUAUUUUCCUUCAUAGGAAAAUAAGAAUCUUGUUGAAUGUUUAAGUAAUGCUAGUUGUCAUUUUUAUAGAUGUUUUACAAGAGAGUUGCUUUGCAGCAAAAUAUCUGAUUUGAAUAACGUAAGAUAACUAUUGUACAUUUUUGCAUAACUGUAAUUCAUGUGUGGCUGCAUUAGCUAUUAGUGUUUUUGAAUAAUUGAUGCAACUUGAAAAAUGGCCAUUGUAAUAAAUGUUGUCAUGACUAGAAUAUGUCUCAUAGUGGUACAUUUUUUGUGUUUGUAACAAGUGCAACAAAUAUCCUGACUUCUGUUUCAUUCGUCACUUUGGAAAUGAAUUUUCUGUGACCUAGUGAUUAUAUUCUUGUGAUUGUACUUGCAAUACAUCAAAUUUCACACUGACUGACUGUUGAGCAAAUUUUCAACAAUGUCUUUAGAUACUUGGCGUUCUCUUUUUCGAGAGUGUCUCAGAGGGCGAGGCAGUCAGUACUGUGACGAAAUUAUUCCUCUACUGGUGGCUGUGGACCAGGGAGUCAAGCCAUCCUUAUUGUGGGAUGUAUGUACAGCCGACACAUCUGACCUGCUGGCUCUUCUCAAUCAAGCACGAUCCAAGGGCCUCUUGGUUUCAAAGUUGGUCUUAGUUGAGUUAGGCCUUGAUGUCUUUAUAGCAAAUGUACCUGCAGUGACUCGUACUCUGGUGACCAUUAGUGGGGCCUCUCCAAACUGGCUUAUUGAUAUAAGCGCAGCUGAACCAAAAAUAGCCAGCACAGAAGCACACCAAGAGUUCUGUACCCACCUCACCUCUAUUAUGACUCAGCUCAACAUGGAUGAGGCAGACAAAGAAAGUUCUGCGAGCACUCCAAGCAUUUCAUCUCAGCAGAAUGACUUAGGGAGUGCUCCUCAAAAUGAAAAUCCAUCAGGCCCAGCUUCUGCUCAGAAAGCCAUUAAGGCUUUGGAGGUCAAACUUCCUGAUGAUGUCAAUCUGAGCACUGUGUUUGGUUGUAUGCUUGGAUACCCUCACAUAUAUUGGUGGGAGGGAGAAUCCGGGGGAAAUAGUCUCUCUGGCAUGCCACUGAAAGUGUUCAAAUUCAGUGCCACCUGCUCCAUAUGUGAGUCAGUUGUUGAACUGUUCUCCUUCAGUGUGCCUGAGGUCUUGGAACCAGAAUUAAGGCCUGGUAUUGAACAUUGGGGAAAUGUCGUAAAUGUUAGAAUAGAGGAGGCAGCAAGCUAUUCAGCUGCUAAAUUCAAAUGUGAUUCAGUUCUGUGCCUCUCGGUGGCACUAUAAUUGCUUGUGAACAAAAUGCCAUUGGGAUGAAAAUUAAUUUGUAUCAUUCUGGAUAAUGUAGUUAAAACUAAUUUCUGAUUAAAAGACUCCUUUGUUUUAUUAACCCGUGGGCUUCGGCUAUGGGAAAGCCGAGAAGUGGCCGAGAAACGGCAAAAUUACACUGCAUUUUGAUACUAAGAAAAGAGCAGGGAACGUACAUCAGAGUACUCCUCUCAUAACCAUAAAGCUGUUAAAGAUAUUUACUUUUACUCAAACUCCAUUCUUUUUGGGUGGUGUUUGUUACAAAAUAAACAGUCUUGUGACGCAUGGCAUCUAGCCGAGAGUCGCUUGUUGUCUACUUUAGAGAAUUUGACAAGUGAUUACUGUGUGGAUAGCUAAUUCAGUCUGCCAUGACCUUACAGCUCCACCUAUGACAAAAAAGCCCAUCUCAAGAUCACUCACCCACCACUGUGACCCAGGGCAUGUAUGGUGGGUUGCUUUAUGCCACCACCCUCUACAAUUAGCUCGAAUUAUGGGUUUUAUGGUGAGCCCUUUUUAGGGUCCACCGUACCACAGCCACGACUCGUGAAAGCCCAGAAAAGGGUCUGCCGACGUUCUCGGGUUAAGAAUGGCAUCAUACACUAAUAUCUUUAAAAAAAAAAAAAAAAAAGCAGCACAAUUCACUUUUUUUUUAUUUUUUUUUUAUUUGUGAUAAUAACUGGAAGGUCUGGAGGAAGUGUUUGAAACAAACUGCUAGAAGAUGAUCAUCGAACAACUAACCUUAUUAUGAGAAAUGAUGAAAAGUAAAUGAUGAUGAUGGAAAUAGUAAAAAGUGGAAAUGGGUGAUUAAGACCUGGCCCGAAGUGAAGGUUGGUGAGUGAGAGGAGAAAAAAGGGAGAAAAGAAAACAAAGUAUUACAAGUAUGGUAAUAAAUUUUUGCUUUGUAAUGGACCUAGAUUUCCAUGCAGCUUGUACCACAUGUAUAUGUUCACAGUGAGAACUGUCAUCCACAUUCCUGUGCUGUGUAGUGGUCAUGUGAUUACACCAGCUCUGUGCGGCUUAGUGAUCAUGUGAUUGCACUGCCAGACAGACAGAUCAUAUAGUCAAUUGUAAGGGUAUCAUAUAUAGAUUUUUGGUAGGGAGAGUUGAAGAUCAAAGAAAUUAUCAAUAGUACAGCAGUGGUUGCCUGGACUUUAUUGCACAAAUAUGAUGUAUUCCUGCAGUAAUGCCUUUGAAACCAUGUGGCUUAUGUCUGCCAAUGUGUUACACUUUGUUGUGCCACCAUGUCACAGAGUAGACCUUCAUCCACUGAUAAUGUAAGGAAUGUGCAGAUGUAAGCUAUCUCUUGGUGAUGGUGCCUCAUAGAUACUUGAAGAUAUUCAAGUUAUAUUCUAAAUAGUUUUGCAUAUUUUGUAACCUAACCCAGAUGGCUGGUUUAGGGGACAUGCCAGUCAGUGCAGCACCAAAUGCAGAGUCUGUAUGUUAGAUGGUGUCAUUCUCUUACUGCUUGAUACUUUGUGAAUUCAUAGUAAUUAUAAAUGGCAGACCUAGUUUAAACAGUGUCCUGUUUUGUGUUUACAUAUUUAUAAAACAGCUUGGUUAUGGGGAAAUCAGGAAAUCACUGUGAAGGUGUUCAUCCAGGUCUUGGUUCGCAGCAGUCACUCAAAAUUUUCAGGAACAGUAUUACUUUUCUCUUUGGCAACCCAAGUAGUGCAUAUAAGUUAUCUCUAAAACCUUCAGAGUAUCAAUCAUAGGCACAUUUUUUUCUAUGGUAAUGUGAUGGCUUCUGGCAGCUUGUCAGUGUGGAGCAAUGAAUACAGGAUGAUUGUGAAAAGGCUUUUCCUGGAGCAGCUCCUUCAUGAUGCUUAUCUUGAUGAAUUCAGUCAUUCAGAAACUUGCAUUUUGUGUCUGUACUGUUACUGGCUCAAUAAUUUUAUGAGAAAUGGAUACUGUAGGCUCUUUUUGAGUAAAUUAGGCAUUAUUACUUAGAUAUUUCCAAAUUAGGCCCAAAAGAAGCCUCUUGCUUAAACAUCCAGGCUCCAGUGAUGUGAUAUAUUUAUGCAGAUUCAGCUGUUCUUUUAUAAAAUUCUGUUGAAUCCUGAUGUGCAAUAAAAUGUAAAGCCUCA
Eriocheir sinensis (Chinese mitten crab) is the source of this 4210-nucleotide messenger RNA. RefSeq names its product UPF0739 protein C1orf74 homolog. Gene Ontology annotation, biological process: peptidyl-arginine methylation; rRNA modification. The transcript has 4 exons. Bases 1248 to 2105 code for a protein of 285 amino acids. Gene Ontology annotation, molecular function: protein-arginine omega-N monomethyltransferase activity; rRNA (adenine-N6,N6-)-dimethyltransferase activity. NCBI's taxonomy places the organism in Eukaryota, Metazoa, Arthropoda, Malacostraca, Decapoda, Varunidae. The record is from RefSeq and is a predicted model, not a curated record.